This is a messenger RNA of Trematosphaeria pertusa, 1314 nucleotides long. RefSeq lists its product as uncharacterized. Bases 269 to 1249 code for a protein of 326 amino acids. Lineage: Eukaryota; Fungi; Ascomycota; Dothideomycetes; Pleosporales; Trematosphaeriaceae. The record is from RefSeq and is a predicted model, not a curated record. The transcript is spliced from 2 exons.
GUCCGUCCCAAAGGCCGUCGCGGCGUAGAGGAUUGGUCGGCAACAUGGCACAGGCGGUUUACGGUACGACGCGAGUCGGGAAGAUGCAGAACCCAGCCCUCUUCAGGGGAAGUCUCCUCUGCUAUCCCCCUACACCCUGAUAAGAAACAGGACUUGUAGAGGUUAGCUGCCUAACUCCCUGCACAUCCCUGCACGACGGAACCGGCUCGACAAUAGAAGAAGAUAAAGACGGCACUGCAGGGCAAAGAACAUCAUCAGACCGGUCAAAAUGAUUCAAUCAACUUCCUCUCCACUAGGGAUCUCUCCUCUUCCAGGCCCAGCCACAUCGCCCGGAGCCCAUAUGCCGACCGCCGCACCCUCAGCACCUCUCCAACCACUUCCAUCACCCCCUUCUCCCGCUCCUCAACCGUCCGCCAACGAACAAGCCAAGCGGGACUUGCCUUGGAAAUACGAGGGAUAUAAAGCCUUCAGCGCAUGGAUGGCUUCAGAGGACGACUUCUUCAUCUUCCGCCGCUUCGAGAAUCUCAACGCGCUUACUAUGCUCUGGAUGCAGGACAAGAUCGUGAGGAUUGAAGCGAAACUGCAAGAAAUCCACAAGACGAUCGAAGAUGCGCCCCUAAAUGAAAAGCUCAAAAACUGCAGCUUUCGCUGGGAUGAGAAGUACAGGCAGGAGAGGCACGCAUUAAUGGGAGAGCUGAGUCGCUUGCUGCACCACUACAACCAGUACAUCGAAGCCUUCUCCAAGGUCCGCGCGCGCCCCCGUGCAGAGAAGCGCCAGAUUACCAACGUACGAAACUGGCUCGCGCGGGAAGCGAUCGAUAAAACGGAAGCCUCUUUCACCGACAACACUAGCGACCUAAUCUCCAUAAACAGCCGUACGCGCCCCCCACUAGGCCAGUGGCUCGAAUCGCUGCCCAGCCUCCACCUCUCCUGCCUCUUCCGCGCCAAGCCCGUCCCCGGCCUUCACCAUAUCUCAGAAGCAACAUCGUACUCUAGCAACACGACCUUCGAGUGCUUCACGAAUACCGGUAUUAUACUGGUGGGGCUGGCGAUGCUGCUCGCGCCCAUGUGGUGGCUCGAAUAUGUCAGUAGGAGCGAGACAAGGCUUAAGAUCAUCACAGGGUUUGUGGGCGUGUUCAGCGGAACGAUGACGCUGGCGACUGUGAAUCGACCGUUCGAAGUUGUGGCUGCCACGGCUGCAUAUGCGGCAGUGUUGAUGGUUUUCAUGCAGAUUGACGGAAGAGCAUAGAAGGACGACCAACGAGGUGGAGGAAGGCAACGCAAUUUCUUUCCUUUUUCUUCCAGCAACAGUGC